CCCGGCGUGCUUCGCGGCGGAGGGCUCAUGGCGACGGGGCUUCGGCGGCGGCUGCUGCUGCUCGUGCUCUGGACGCUGGCGGCUCCGGCCCGGCCCGGCUCCGGGAAGGCGGGCGACGGAGGGUGGCAGCGGUGCGGGCCGGGGGUGCCGGCGGCCGUGGCGGAGGAGCAGCGCUGCACGGUGGAACGCCGGGCCGACCUCAGCUAUGCCGAGUUCGUGCAGCACUAUGCCUUCUCCAGACCCGUCGUCCUGCAGGGGCUCACAGACAACUCGAAGUUCCGCGCUCUGUGCUCCCGUCAAAGGCUGCUGGCCUCGUUUGGGGACAGCGUGGUCCGGCUGAGCACUGCCAACACAUACUCCUACCAGAAAGUGGAUCUCCCUUUCCGGGAGUAUGUGGAGCAGCUGCUGCACCCCCAGGACCCCACCUCCCUGGGCAACGACACCCUGUACUUUUUUGGGGACAACAACUUCACGGAGUGGGCAUCACUGUUUCGGCACUACUCCCCACCCCCAUUCAGGCUGCUGGGCACCACUCCUGCUUACAGCUUUGGGAUCGCAGGAGCCGGCUCCGGGGUGCCCUUCCACUGGCAUGGGCCUGGGUUCUCGGAGGUGAUCUACGGCCACAAGCGCUGGUUCCUGUACCCCCCUGAGAAGACACCAGAGUUCCACCCCAACAAGACCACGCUAGCCUGGUUCCGGGACACAUACCCAGCCCUGGAACCAUCUGCGCGGCCCCUGGAGUGCACCAUCCAGGCUGGUGAGGUGCUGUAUUUCCCUGACCGAUGGUGGCAUGCCACACUCAACCUUGACACCAGUGUCUUCAUCUCUACCUUCCUCAGCUAGCCACCAGGGGCGGCUGGAAGCCCUGGAUCGAUG
Messenger RNA from Ceratotherium simum simum (southern white rhinoceros), 876 nucleotides. RefSeq names its product jumonji domain containing 8 (gene JMJD8). The record is from RefSeq and is a predicted model, not a curated record. NCBI's taxonomy places the organism in Eukaryota, Metazoa, Chordata, Mammalia, Perissodactyla, Rhinocerotidae. Gene Ontology annotation, molecular function: cis-regulatory region sequence-specific DNA binding. Gene Ontology annotation, cellular component: nucleus.